Molecule: messenger RNA, 1856 nt
Organism: Lampris incognitus (smalleye Pacific opah)
Lineage: Eukaryota; Metazoa; Chordata; Actinopteri; Lampriformes; Lampridae
Gene: rpp40
Product: ribonuclease P/MRP 40 subunit
Exons: 9
Coding region: 13-1092 (359 amino acids)
Biological process (GO): tRNA 5'-leader removal; endonucleolytic cleavage in ITS1 to separate SSU-rRNA from 5.8S rRNA and LSU-rRNA from tricistronic rRNA transcript (SSU-rRNA, 5.8S rRNA, LSU-rRNA); tRNA 3'-end processing
Cellular component (GO): ribonuclease MRP complex; multimeric ribonuclease P complex
Molecular function (GO): ribonuclease P activity; ribonuclease MRP activity
Source: RefSeq, a predicted model, not a curated record
CGGAGUGCGGCGAUGUCGGCGGGUCUGGACAGGACUCCCCGGACCCUGCUGGUCUGCGAGAAGUCCAGCUUCGACCAUGACAAGUCGAGACUCCGCAGCCACGUUGCACAGCACUGCUUUAACUACAAGGUGUCCCUGUUAGUUCCUGAAUGUGAUGUUUUCCCCCCACAUCUGGAGAGGACUGUCAACAACUUCAGCAGGUUUUAUUUAGUCCACGGUUUACCUGUCUAUGCGUUACUGGAUAAAGACUUCCUGGAGACAGCUGUUUUUAAGGGCUCCAUCUAUGGUCUUUCUUAUAAGACCAGAAUAGACGAGGACAACACCUUUGCCCUUCUGCCCAGUGGGCGGCUGGUCCUGUCUCUGGAUAAAGACACAUAUGAAGUGUUGGGAGUGGAGGGGAAGCCGUCGCAGUACAGCUCCAGACGAGCGCUGAGAUACGUGGUGACUGUUGACCUGAAAGACGCGAGUUGGGCCCCUGGAGGGAAGCAAUACCAGCGGCUCCUGACGAGUCUGAAGGAGCGACUCCGUCUCCAGAGUGACUUCCUGUUGUCCCAGCAUCACACAGACGGAGGCGGUUCUCUGGAGGGCUUCCUGUCUGCUUAUGAGUGGACAGAACACAGACCUCAGAUCAGCCACUGUGUGCUGACAGACCUGCCCUGCCCCGACCUCGUCUCUUCUGACCUGCGGGGGGAGUCGCAGUCAUGUGACCCACACAGCUUCCUGGAGUGGCUGGGAGCCGUGGACGCAGGAGCCGGCUGUCACAAUGAGUCCAGCAGCUUCCUGUCGACCUAUGUUUGUCCAGAGCCCAACAGCGUGGCGAGUCGAGCCCUGCGUUGCUGCAUCAGUGGCCUGCUUCUUCCUGAAGACCUCUUCAGACUGCUGGAGCAGAUGAGGCGGUACUUUGACCAACCCAAGCUGACUUCCUGGCUGGCGAUGACGGUGCAUGGCAUGGCAGACAGUCCGGUGUCGUGGGGAACCACUGAGCACGGCUUCCUGAAGGGGGGAGAGAACUUCUACAGUCUGGUGGUUUUCCAAAACCAUGACUACUGGCUCUACAUGGGUACGGGGUCACAUGACAGCUGUCCUCCAUGAUGGUAGAAAACAUCAGGGAUUAAAGCUUUUCCAAACAGCUCUGGGCAUUCUUCCCUUUCAUCAGACAUGUGCUACUCCUGCUCCACAUCCUCCACAGCAGCUCAGGGUGCCCACCAGCCACCUUAGAUGUUCCACAUCCUCCACAGCAGCUCAGGGUGUCCACCAGCCAUCUUAGAUGUUCCACAUCCUCCACAGCAGCUCAGGGUGCCCACCAGCCACCUUAGAUGUUCCACAUCUUCCACAGCGGCUCAGGGUGUCCACCAGCCUCCUUAGAUGUUCCACAUCUUCCACAGCGGCUCAGGGUGUCCACCACCCACCUUAGAUGCUCCACAUCCUCCACAGCAGCUCAGGGUGCCCACCAGCCACCUUAGAUGUUCCACAUCCUCCACAGCAGCUCAGGGUGUCCACCAGCCAUCUUAGAUGUUCCACAUCCUCCACAGCAGCUCAGGGUGCCCACCAGCCACCUUAGAUGUUCCACAUCUUCCACAGCGGCUCAGGGUGUCCACCAGCCUCCUUAGAUGUUCCACAUCUUCCACAGCGGCUCAGGGUGUCCACCACCCACCUUAGAUGCUCCACAUCCUCCACAGCAGCUCAGGGUGCCCACCAGCCAUCUUAGAUGUUCCACAUCCUCCACAGCAGCUCAGGGUGUCCACCAGCCACCUUAGAUGCUUCACAUCCUCCACAGCAGCUCAGGGUGUCCACCAGCCACCUUAGAUGUUCCACAUCCUCCACAGCAGCUCAGGGUGUCCACCAGCCACCUUAGA